This is a messenger RNA of Lactuca saligna, 354 nucleotides long. NCBI's taxonomy places the organism in Eukaryota, Viridiplantae, Streptophyta, Magnoliopsida, Asterales, Asteraceae. The record is from the annotation of a GenBank genome assembly.
AUGAAUCUUAAGGGUUCAAACAGUUUGACUUCUGAUGAGCUUUUUGGUCAACUCUCUUAUGACCUUAAUAUCUCCGACGAAAAGUCUUUACUAACUUUGACAUUUCUAGGUUCUGAAAAACUGGAGUACAAUCUCACCUGUCCUAUUUGCUUGGACAUUAUUUUUCAACCAUAUUCUUUACGUUGUGGACACAUUUUUUGCAAGUCUUGUGUUUGUUUGGCAGCUAGUGUAUUGAUCAUUGAAGGGUUCAAGUGUGCAAAUCAAGAUUCCAAGUGUCCAGUUUGCCGAGAGAGUGGAGUGUAUGCUAAAUCAGUUUGCAUGUCUGAACUAGGUUUGCUCUUACAACCAAAGUAA